This is a messenger RNA of Parnassius mnemosyne (clouded apollo), 2587 nucleotides long. Lineage: Eukaryota; Metazoa; Arthropoda; Insecta; Lepidoptera; Papilionidae. The record is from the annotation of a GenBank genome assembly.
GUGCCAAUUUCGCCCUAGAGUAAUUUUCACCGCGAUUUAAAUUAGUUUUUUUGCUUUAUAGGUCAAUUUGACGAUGACUUGUAAAUCUUGUUUCUACGUCAUUGUUUUUUGCAUCAGUUGUUACGUAACGGAACGGCCUGAAAAUGUAAACGCAAUACUAGUGGUACGGGGUCACCCCACUACGCGACGGUCAUGAUUAGGGGCUGAACGCGACAUUAGUACAAUGGAAGCAAUGAACAACACGCGUCGCUUCACCAUGAUGCCGGGUCCAAAACCGUUGCCGUUACUGGGCAACUCGUGGCGAUUCGCGAUCGGUCUCAAACCAUGGCAAACUCUCAGCUUGGAUCGUACAUUGUGGUAUUUAAAAGCUCUAGCUGGGUCAAGUGGAGUCGCUAAGGUGGCCAAGUUAUUUGGGCAUCCGGAUUUGGUAUUCCCGUUCUGCGCUGAAGAGACGGCAAGGAUAUAUAGGCGAGAAGACUCAAUGCCACAUAGAGCUGUUGCACCUUGCCUCAAACAUUAUAAACAGGAGUUGAGGAAAGAGUUUUUUGGAGAAGAACCUGGGCUUAUCGGAGUACAUGGCAUGCCAUGGUCGAAAUUUCGAUCGAAAGUAUCAAGAGCUCUCAUAGCCCCAGAGGCUGCGAGGGCAGCGGUGCCAUCUUUAGAUCAUGUGGCUGAAGAUUUUGUUUUGAGAAUGGAGAAAAUCCUCGACGAAAAAUGCGAGCUGCCACAGAAUUUUCUAACGGAACUCUACAAGUGGGCUCUUGAAUCUGUGGGCGCAUGGGCUCUGGGUACACGCCUUGGAUGCUUAAAUGACGACGACACCGACGCUCGGGACAUAAUCAGAAGCAUCCACGGCUUCUUCCAUAGCGUUCCAGAGCUCGAACUCUCCGCCCCAUUGUGGCGGUUGUAUCCGACAAUGGCUUACAAAACAUACGUAGAUGCAUUAGACACCUUCAGAUCGCUCUGUUUAAGAAGAAUGACUGAUAAGGGUAUUUGCGGACACAUUGCCAAAACAUACGGCACGAAGUUUGCCACCAUAUUGGCUUUGGAUUUGAUGUUAGUUGGUGUGGAUACCACGGCGGCAGCAGCUGCAAGCACCAUAUAUUUAUUAGCUACUAAUAAAAGGGCACAAAAGAGAUUGCAAGGCGAACUCGACGCGAAUAUUGCCAUAGACCGAGUGCUUACGAGUAAAGAUUUAGAUCAGCUACCAUACCUACGAGCUUGUAUAAAAGAAGCUUUGAGAAUAAAACCUGUGAUAUUGGGUAACGGAAGAUGCAUUCAAUCUAAUACGGUUAUAUCCGGAUAUGAAGUCCCAAAAGGAUGCCACGUUGUAUUCCCGCAUUAUAUACUAUCAAAUGACGAGCGGUAUUUUCCAUCGCCAGAAGAAUAUGUUCCCGAAAGAUGGCUGAGAGAAGAUUUAAUUGAAAAAAAUGGAACAAACAAGCAGAAUAAUGGAAAAGAGUUUGAUUCUUUUAAAACAAAAGGGCAGAUAUCAUUAGAAUACUUAGAUGAAAUAAAGCAGGGGUCGAUAGAAUGUCAGCACGCAAGAACAAUGUCAAUAUGGCGGAAACAAAAGGAACUAGGUAUCCACCCCUUCGCGUCUCUCCCCUUCGGCUUCGGUCGUCGUAUGUGUAUCGGAAAAAGAUUUGCAGAAGCCGAACUGCAACUACUGCUGGCUAAGAUGUUCCAUAAAUACGAGGUGCUGUGGCGCUACGGUGAGCUGACGUACAGCGUCACGCCGACAUACAUACCGAACGAGCCCCUGCGGUUUACAUUGAAGCCGAGGCAGAAAACAACGAAUGUUUACGAAUAAUUUUAGUUACUGUGCAAAUCCUUCGUCAGUAAUAUUCAUAUUUGAAAAACUAAGUUUGAUGAUUAUAAUGCUGGUCGCUGCAUACCAUACGCUACCUACAAUUCUAGAAAGGCGAUAAAAGAUGCUUAGAUAUACUAUUUACACAAGUAACCUAUUUUAGAAAGAAUGUUUCCCCAAGGAAUGCCUCAAAGCACGGUCCUGAGCUACCUGUACCCAUCGACUGUCUGCAUCUCUUACCAGGUGGUCACUCCAUCUAUUGGGGCCACUCAAGUUCGAGAACAUUUCUUACCUAGGUCACUGAUCCGUUGGGCUAUGUCGGACUAGUGACCGACGUAGUCGUGAUGUUCUACAGCGAAUAUCCACACUACGAAGUGUAUCACGCAGAGAAACUCCGAGCAUAGCCUUUGCAGUAGCUAGCUGAAUAACCUUAAGCUUCCUCAUACGGCUAGCAGACAAGGAAUCACGUGUCUUGAAAUUCAAUUAAAUCAAUGAAUACAAAGAAAGUUUAGCUUAAAACGUUAUACAUAAGGAUAUUUAUAAGUAUUCUAUUUUUCUAAGUAUUCACUAUCUUUAAGUAAGACUGCAUUAGCUUAAGAAUGUAUUUUUACAUACAAAGAUUCGUUACACAAAGUACCUACAUUAGAUUAUUUUGUAGAUAAAAAUAUUAUACAACUGAAUUAGGUCAUAGGGGUGUACCAUAACAAACAAACACCUAACUAGAUAAUAUAAUUAAUUAUCUUUUAUUGAAAUAAAUUACUUAAAGGCUGAUAACUA